Molecule: messenger RNA, 5240 nt
Organism: Micropterus salmoides (largemouth bass)
Lineage: Eukaryota; Metazoa; Chordata; Actinopteri; Centrarchiformes; Centrarchidae
Gene: b3gat2
Product: beta-1,3-glucuronyltransferase 2 (glucuronosyltransferase S)
Exons: 4
Coding region: 519-1433 (304 amino acids)
Biological process (GO): chondroitin sulfate proteoglycan biosynthetic process; carbohydrate metabolic process
Cellular component (GO): Golgi membrane
Molecular function (GO): galactosylgalactosylxylosylprotein 3-beta-glucuronosyltransferase activity
Source: RefSeq, a predicted model, not a curated record
GGUUCUCUCCUGUAUCCCGUCUCCCCUCCUCUGCUGUGCACCUGCUCCUCCCCUCCUGCCUUAUUAUACUCAGACUCCGAGCAGCGCUCCGUCCUCGCCAAGUGAUGCUCCUCGGCGGCGCACAUCGGUGGGUUAUCACCGCCCGCUGCAGGGAGGACCGCUCCGGCUUGUUUUUCUCCUCUGGAAACACGCACUGGAGGACGACAGGACAUGGGAAUUUAACUAAACUCGUCUGAGAGUGUGCUGGAGGAGGUUAGGACGACGAAGAAGCACUCAAGUCCCAUCCUAGAGGAGAGAAGGGGACUCCGGGGAAAGGGUCCCGCCGGGACGUGGGAACGCAGCGGAAGGUUUUGUGCCUAACAUAGUUUGAAAUUGACUCAGGAUGCCUGUUUUUGUUGUUUUGUUGUGAAGAAUAAAAUCUCAGGAUUUAAAGGAAGGGGUUCUUGGAGUUCCAGUCGGUGCUUUUCUGUUUGUGAUGGAGUGAGUGAAAGAGAGGGCACGGUAACUUCAGCCUCGCCAUGAAAUCAGUGUUUUUCAGCCGCUUCUUCAUCCUGCUGCCCUGGGUCCUUAUUGUCAUCAUUAUGAUCGAUAUCGACAGUAAAAGAACGAUCCGGGCUCCAGCAGCCGGUCGGAACGGCAGGGCGCAGCGGGCGGCCCGGACCGGCGCACCAGGGGCAGGUGGCACCCAGAACCAGACCGCCCUGCCGGUUAUCUACGCCAUCACUCCCACUUACACUCGUCCGGUGCAGAAAGCGGAGCUGACCCGUCUGGCCCACGCCUUCCGCCAGGUGCCCCGGCUCCACUGGAUCGUAGUGGAGGACUCGACGGCGCGCACUGAGCUGGUGGCGCGCUUCCUGGCCCGGUGCGGCGUGCCGUACACGCACCUGCAUGUGUUCACUCCCCGCAGGUUCAAGCGCGCCGGGAUGCCACGCGCCACCGAACAGAGGAAUGUGGCUCUCGCGUGGCUCCGGCAGCACCGGAGCACACGGGACGCCGGGGUGGUUUUCUUUGCGGAUGACGACAACACCUACAGCCUGGAGCUGUUUGAAGAGAUGCGUAGUACUCGAGGUGUGUCUAUUUGGCCUGUGGGAUUCGUAGGUGGCAGAGCAUAUGAGCGCCCACUGGUGUCCGGGGGUAAAGUUGUGGGCUGGUACACUGGCUGGAGACCGGACCGGCCCUUCGCCACCGACAUGGCAGGUUUCGCCGUGAACCUCCAGGUGAUCCUGGCAAACCCGCGGGCGCAGUUCAAGCGGCGCGGCUCUCAGCCGGGGAUGCAGGAGUCCGACUUCCUCAAGCAGAUCACCAAGGUCACCGAGUUGGAGCCCAAGGCCAAUAAUUGUACCCGGGUGCUGGUAUGGCACACUCGCACAGAGAAACCACACCUUGCAAAUGAACCCAAACAUCGGAAAGACACUGUUGUCAUUGAGGUGUGAGAGGAGGACCCCAAGACCAGAAGCUGAUUGUGGCUGGCCAUCAUCUCUUGGCUGGGACAAAAUACAGCACCCUGCUUUCUUUCCAUAUCGGGUUUAUACAAUCUGUUCACGAUGGACACAGACUCUGAUGAGCUGCAUGACUUCUGGCUGUCUGUCAAACGUGCUCAGUGAGAGUCGGACAGCACUGUUCAUUUCACAAACUGAGAUGACUUGCACUCUUCAUUGCCUCCAUCCAUGGCUUGCUGAUGUUAAAAAAAAUUAUAAUGCUGAAUUGAGAAGUACCAUGAGAAUCAUUAACAUCAUUUAUAUUCAUUAAUACAUCAUUGUCAAAUUAACUGUGACCGUGAUAUAAUUACCAAAACAAACAAGGCUUGUGGUCCAGAUAUCUGCCUAUAUCUUAUGACAGUGGUAUUGUGAUGCUGUUUCUUUAACAACAAAUGUGUAUUUGUUUUUAUUUUUGUUUGUUUUUUGGUGUGAUAAUAAGAUUGAUACCAUUUCCAUGUCUCAGCCAAUAUGAAGCUGGUAUCAGGAUGCUGAUAGCAUAAAGCUAGCUCAGCAUAAAGGCUGGAAACAAUUAGCCUGGCCCUCUCCAAAGUUCAAGAAUAUGCCUACCAGCACAUGUUCACAUUUGAUCACAUUCUUUUAAUCUGUACAUAAGCAGAAAGAUUAAACGACAACAUGUGGUUUUAAUGGAAGUUACGUGGUGUAACAAUUUAUUUUGGACCAACAGCUGGGUGCAGCAACAGUGAGCCAGUCAUGCUAUACUAAGUACCAGAUAGAAAGAUAAUCUGCAUAAUCUCCAACAUGUAACUCCCCUGUAAAAUCACAAAUUGUGAUUUUGACAUUAGAAUUGUUGUUAACCUUUUAAACAAACUAGAUGCAGUGUGUUAAUUAGCCUUUAAGGUGUCGGUAGAUGCAUUUUUGAACCUUUCAGAGAGCCAGCUGUUUCCCCCCGCAUCCAGUCUUUACGCUAAGCUAGGCUAACCACGUCUGAAAUCUAGUAUCACGCACACAAAACUGGCAGUUUUUUCAUCUCACAUUCACACCUCUCACUGAGCAAAAUAAAUGUUUGGAAGCAAACCUUUUCAACUGCAAGUUUUAGGUCUGUUUGCUCUGGAAGAACUGCACGCUUAAAUCAAAUCAGUACACAGGACAGUAUGCAUAGUGAAUUUUGUUCUCUGCAUUUAACCCAUCCGAAGUAUUAGGAGCAGCAGUGGGCAGCCAGUGUGCAGCGCCCGGGGACCAACUACAGUUCUAUGUCAGUGCUUUGGUCAAGGACACUGACAGGAGAAUUAACGUAAUGCUUUGAUGGUCGGGGGAACCGGAGUAUCCGCAGGAAACAUGGGAGAACCUGCAAACUGCACACAGAAAGGCCCUGCCCCGCCUGGGAAUCAAACCUAGGACCUUUUUACUGUUGUUGCCCCUCUUCAGUGGCUCAUAGCUAUAAAGUGCCAAUCAGAGGCCGACAGAAGCAGCUAGGUUUCCCAGCUCUGGUCUUUGUUUAAAUUAGUCACAUCAAUGUCUCAGAGUUAAUGCAGUAAUGAUUCAUUGAUGCAUAAAUGCUUUGUAAUUCUCCUUUACAACACCCUGAAUCGAUCACAUGUAAUGGACUGGAACAACCUUUACCGUUUCCUCUCUGCGUAAGUGAAGUAUGUGAUCAGGUUUGAAAACGGCCCAAGUGAAGUUAACAUCACUCCUGACAAGCUGCCAUCAAUAAUGUAGAGACUGUGGGCCGACAACAAACUCACCUGCCAGCGGAGGAAUAAAAGGAAUGAAUUGAGUAGACGAGAUACAAGCAGGACAUCAGACUGGCCGCUAGUUUCGCAGCUCAAAGGUGAACCGUUUUCUUCAGUGUAUUUAGACGGCGGUAUUGUCCUGACCACUGAAGUUUAGAGGGGACUGUGUUGGUGUAUGAUGUAAACACAAGAAAAAAAAACAAAAACAGGAUUCAAUCCAGGAUCCAACAGCCUUUAUUUCAAAUGACCCUUCUGUAAAACUUGGAACAGAAAAAAAGGAGCAAACCAAUAAAAUUCCAAAAAGAAAAAACAGUACUUUUACAGUUGAAGGAGUCAUUGGACAAAGAUGAACACAGAAAAAUUCCUGGAUAUUUUUUUUUAUGCACGGAAACCACUUUUUCUUUUCUCUGUACUAGGCACCAGAAAAUGUAAACACACUGGAAAUAAACCUGGAGGACAUUAGAUUUAUUGAAUAUGUUUAUGGGUUGUUCACACUAACCACAUGAGAGUGCUACAGUUAUUGCAUGGCAGAGGGACCCUGUGUAUACGGAAAUGAAUCUCUGCAUCGCCACUCGGCUGUGUGAUCGUAACUUUGUGUGCGUAAGUAAGUAAGUAAGUGUGUUUGUUCAUUUCCACUCUUGCUCCUCUGUUCUUACUCCCAAUAAACACAGACUGGACAGUGGUGAAGGGACCCAUCCAGUGUUUUCAUACAAGUCCCCUUUUGCAACCACUGUCCACUCCUGUUCCUCGCCCUGCCAGUCUAGCCCUCUUAUUGGUCAUCCAGGUUUAUUUGCUUCAGACGAACUGUGCUUCUCUUGUACUGCACACAACAAAACACCACAAUAAAGAUGGCGGAUGGCAGAACAUACGGUUAUAGCAUCCUAUGUAAAGGGAGCAAUGUUUUGGGUGUCACAUUCACUCAAUUUAAAAAAGACUGCAGAAAUCCUACCGUCCCUGCUGAUCCCACACAACAAUUUUCUGAAAUGAAACCACAACACAGCGAGACAGGGGUACCUGCUCUGCUAUUUAAAGUGCAGUAAAGACAAACAGCUGGGAUUCCAGUAGUGCUUUAAUUUGCCUUGGGGAGAGCUGAGGAAAUGGCUCAUUUCAACAACAAGGACUGUCUUAACUGGGUCGGAGCCCAGUUUCCACUAAACCCAGCUCGUUUGGUUUUAAAACACUUCAAAACACCACAGCAUGGCUACCAAAGACACCCAGGGGAGACAAGGGCUGCCCAGCAAUUACUGAGUCUUAAAGGGAAUCCUUGACAUUUGGAGUUCUAGGUUGUUUUUAACCAGCUUGAAGAAGGAGAAACAGGGUUGGACCGAUAUUUUCAUCUCAAUCUUCAAUAUUUAAAAGUAACAACAUCAACUGGCCAAAUAUUGUUGUCACAGCCAGUGUAGUGUGUCUAUCAGUGGUUCCCCAGUUUCAGCACAUAACUCCAAAGGUUUUUUUUUUUACAUUUCUUUUUGUGUAAGGAUUGAACAAAACACAAUAUAAAGUGUCACUUACUUGAUUAUUUAGAGGUGUUGUUAGGCAUAAUUUUAAAAUUUGGACCGAGCCAGACUAGCUGCUUCCCCAUGCUUCCAGUCUUUAUGCUAUGCUAGGCUAACCGCUGCCCAGCUCCAACUAGAGACCUAGCAGACAGACAUGAGAGUGGUAUCACUCUUCUAAUCGAAUCGAAUCUUCUCAGCAAGAAAGCGAAUGAGGGUGCUGUUCGUUGUUUGGUCGACCUGGGCUUGAAUCCAGGUAGGGUGACUGCUCUCGCCCUUCACUACAAAGACUAUUUCCCCAAACUGACAGUCCUUCGCUGUAUAGGCGUAUAUUGUUUUGAAUAUGCAUAACAAUGACAGCGCUGCAGGCACAGCAGUUGUUUAUUUUUGCUAAACCUUUAAUGUUUCAGUCAUGUUUUAGUCUUUUUGCAUUUGUGGAGAAAAAAUCAUUACAGUCGUGAAAUACAAAAAGAGAAGUUGAAAGAGUGAUGUUACCCUCUCUAACGAUGUGGAAUAGUUGUCAGAGUUCUAGGAGGCAAGACACUCAGAUUCAGAAAAAAUAAAAUAAAAAAUGAGAA